AUGGCUAACAGCAUUUUCCUUUUGCAAGGAAAUUACAACAUGUACAACAUUGCUUCGCAAUUGCUGAGAUCAAUUGGUGUGGAAGACCCAAAGGUGAAGACGCAGAUCUGCAGAGAUUUUACACGUGGGAAGUGUUCAAGAUCAGCAAAUGAGUGCCGAUUCUUGCACCAUUCAUCUGUUGAAGAUGUUGCGAUUGUUUGCCAAGACUUCUUGCGUGGACAGUGCAAUCGCAUAGCAUGUAGGUACUCUCAUGUAGUAGCGCAUCCAAUGCCACCAAUGAGCCAUGUUCCUAUGCCAUACCCUGAGAUGCUUUACAUGCCGCCACCACCACCACCACCCCUUGGUGUACCAAUGAUGGGGCCUCCGCCUUCACCUCCUAUACCAUUUGCUGAUAAUAAGAACAGAGUUGAAGUUUGUAGGGACUUCUUGAAGAACAUGUGCAAUAGGGAAUCCUGCCGGUUUGCACACCCCGAGACACAUACAACGAUGGGUACUGCUUGUUUCCUCAGCUUGAGUGCUCUGCCCAGCGCCGCUGCUACCGCUGUCCUGCUGCUGCUGCCGCCGCCGCCAAUUCUGCUUCUGCCACCAAAGAACUGCUGCGCUGGCUGUUGCGUCGCUAAGGUGCCAUAG
Messenger RNA from Miscanthus lutarioriparius, 630 nucleotides. The record is from the annotation of a GenBank genome assembly. NCBI's taxonomy places the organism in Eukaryota, Viridiplantae, Streptophyta, Magnoliopsida, Poales, Poaceae.